CGAUAAUUACAUUUAAAUCAGAUUUCAAUAACGAAUAUCAAAUAUUAUACAACAUUACAUUAAAUAAGAAUUUGCGCGUAGUUCUAUAAAACGAUUUAAGAUAAUAUUAUUAUAGAUGUUUAAUCAAUUUUCAAUUUUUACAAGUUGCACGAUAAUCGUCUAUGAUAGAGAACGACUCUUAAAGGACCUUAAUAAGAAGAUAUUGUAAUACUUUUGUCCGAAUCUUGAUAGAAGGAAGAAGAACAAGUAGAAAUUAUUUCUUUUAAAAUGGAUAAACCAGUUUCGUCGGAUAUCGUUUUAAUAGCGGGUAAUUCACAUCCAGAGUUGGCUAAUCUAAUCGCCAAUCGCCUUGGUGUAAAGCAUGGUGGAUGUUCCGUAUACCAUAAAUCGAAUCGUGAAACUAUGGUUGAAAUAAGUGAUUCUGUACGAGGUAAAGAUCUAUAUAUAAUUCAAACUGGUACAAAAGAUGUUAAUAAUAAUAUAAUGGAGCUGUUGAUAAUGGCAUACGCAUGUAAAACAUCAUCUGCAAAAAAUAUUGUCGGAGUAAUUCCUUAUUUACCUUAUUCUAAACAAUGUAAAAUGCGUAAGCGUGGUUGUAUAGUUUCCAAACUCUUAGCAAAGAUGUUAUGCAAAAGCGGAUUAACACAUAUAAUUACUAUGGAUUUGCAUCAAAAAGAAAUACAAGGCUUUUUUGAUGUUCCUGUAGAUAAUUUAAGAGCCAGUCCCUUUUUAUUACAAUAUAUUCAAGAAUCUAUACCUGAUUAUCACAAUUCUGUAAUCGUUGCAAGAAAUCCAGGAAGCGCAAAAAAAGCAACUAGCUAUGCAGAAAGAUUGCGUCUAGGAAUAGCAGUUAUACAUGGAGAACAAAGAGAAGCUGAAUCGGAUAUGAACGAUGGACGUUAUUCUCCACCAGCACUUGCUUCAAGAACGAUGGAGGUAGGCGUGGGUGUACCAAUGCAUCCUGCUAAAGAAAAGCCUCCAAUUAAUGUUGUAGGAGAUGUGGGAGGACGCAUUGCCAUUAUGGUGGAUGAUAUGAUAGAUGAUGUACAAUCUUAUGUAGCUGCCGCUGAAGUACUUAAGGAAAGAGGCGCAUAUAAAAUCUAUGUGUUAGCUACUCACGGUUUGCUCAGUUCUGAUGCACCUAGACUUAUUGAAGAAUCACCAAUUGAUGAGGUUGUUGUUACCAAUACCGUACCUCAUGAUGUACAAAAAAUGCAGUGUCCAAAAAUCAAAACUGUUGACAUAAGCAUUUUACUAGCUGAAGCUAUUCGGCGCAUUCACAACAAAGAAUCAAUGUCUUAUUUAUUUAAAAACGUUACAUUAGAAGAUUGAAAAUAUGUAGAUAUUUGUAUAAUUUACAGUCAAAAUCUAAAUUUAGCAAAGAAAAAAUUCAAUUUCAAUUAAAUGGUUGAAUACUUCAUAUUAUUCAAUAUUGGGACAAUGUAAAACAUAUCUACGUCUUAAUUAUGCAUACUAUUUUUAUAACUCACAAAUUAUUUCUUAAAAAGGAUGAAAUAUUUUAAUUACCAACAGAUGUAAGUUUAUUUCUUACACUUGACAUUUCUAAAAUUUGAUAAAA
Polistes dominula (European paper wasp) is the source of this 1579-nucleotide messenger RNA. RefSeq names its product phosphoribosyl pyrophosphate synthase-associated protein 2. The record is from RefSeq and is a predicted model, not a curated record. Gene Ontology annotation, molecular function: ATP binding; ribose phosphate diphosphokinase activity; magnesium ion binding. Gene Ontology annotation, cellular component: cytoplasm; ribose phosphate diphosphokinase complex. Lineage: Eukaryota; Metazoa; Arthropoda; Insecta; Hymenoptera; Vespidae. Gene Ontology annotation, biological process: 5-phosphoribose 1-diphosphate biosynthetic process; purine nucleotide biosynthetic process.